Molecule: messenger RNA, 1014 nt
Organism: Penicillium longicatenatum
Lineage: Eukaryota; Fungi; Ascomycota; Eurotiomycetes; Eurotiales; Aspergillaceae
Exons: 3
Coding region: 1-1014 (337 amino acids)
Biological process (GO): secondary metabolic process
Source: RefSeq, a predicted model, not a curated record
AUGGUGUCCCUUGGAACCGUGCAAAAGAACAAUUCCAGCUUGAUGGACUUCGGUCCAAAUCUCGUGGCUGUGUUUGUGGGCGGAACCAGCGGGAUAGGAGAAGCAACAGCUCGUGCAUUUGUACGAGACACUGAAUCAUCCCGGGUCUACCUUGUCGGGCGCAACGAGACCCAAGCUUCUAAAAUCAUUGAGGAGCUCCGCCAAAUCAACCCAGAUGGUCAGAUUAGCUUCGUGAAAUGCGAAGCUGCGCAUCUGCACAGUGUCGAUGAAGCAUGCAAGUUAAUUCAGGAAAAGGAAGAAAAGGUGAACUUGCUUUUUAUGACAGCCGGCAUGAUGACGACGAAGGGCCGAGAUGAGACCGAGGAAGGACUGGAUAAAAAGUUCAGUCUCCACUAUUACUCCCGAGCGCGUUUCGCUCUGAAUUUACUGCCGCAGUUGAGCAGGGCUGCGACUGCCAAUAACUCAGGUAAACAAGGCCUAGGCAACAACUUGUCGCGUGUUGUGUCCGUCCUAUCACCCGGUGAUGAAAUUUCUCUUCAUCUAGACGACCUGGAUCUGAAGACCCACUACUCACUCCGCAACUGCGCUGGACAUGCUACCACCAUGAACAGCCUGCUCAUGCAGGAGCUCGCUGCGGCCCACCCUGCAACUAGUUUCAUCCAUGCCUAUCCUGGUGGCGUGAAGACAGGCCUCAUGCGAGAUUUCCACCCGAUCACUCAGAUGGCGAUCAAUGCGUUGGCCGUCUUUGCCAAACCGUGGAUGGUGCCUUUGAAGGAGAGCGGCGAGCGACAUCUGUAUGCAUCGACUAGUCCACAAUACCCGCCCCAAGGCUCCGGCUCCGGCGACGUGGCAAUCGGGGCUGAUGGCAAGCCCGGGAGCGGGGCGUAUCUCUUGAGCUGGGAUGGCUCAAUCACAGGCAAUAAGAAAGUUCUUGAGGCGGCACGCCAGAAUGGAACGGGCAAGUUAGUGUGGAAGCACACUCUGGAGAUGUUCUCGUCGAUCUGUGGCAAGUGA